AUGAAAUUUCUCGUUGUAUUGAGUGUGCUCAUUGCCGGUGCGCUGGCAACCGGCGACGGCCCUAAGGUUACGGACAAGGUUUACUUUGACAUCACGAUCGGUGGCAAACCGGAAGGACGCAUCGUGAUCGGUCUGUUCGGUGGCACUGUACCGAAGACGGCACGUAACUUCAAGGAACUCGCAGAGAAGACCACACCCGGCGAAGGCUACAAGGGCAGCAAGUUCCACCGGGUGAUUCGUGACUUCAUGAUCCAGGGUGGUGAUUUCACCAAGGGUGACGGUACCGGUGGACGUUCGAUCUACGGUGAGCGGUUUGCCGAUGAGAACUUCAAGCUGAAGCACUUCGGUGCCGGCUGGCUGUCGAUGGCCAACGCGGGCAAGGAUACGAACGGUUCGCAGUUCUUCAUCACGGUCAAGCAGACGAGCUGGCUGGACGGACGCCACGUCGUGUUCGGUAAGGUGCUCGAGGGUAUGGAUGUUGUGCGCAAGAUCGAAAACACUGCCACCGAUGGGCGCGAUCGUCCGACGAACGAUGUUAUGAUCGCUGACUCUGGCUCCCUGCCCGUCAGUGAACCGUUCGCCGUGGAGAAGAGUGAUGCCACCGAGUAA
Anopheles marshallii is the source of this 609-nucleotide messenger RNA. Its product is annotated as peptidyl-prolyl cis-trans isomerase 5. The record is from RefSeq and is a predicted model, not a curated record. NCBI's taxonomy places the organism in Eukaryota, Metazoa, Arthropoda, Insecta, Diptera, Culicidae. The transcript has 3 exons. Bases 1 to 609 code for a protein of 202 amino acids. Gene Ontology annotation, molecular function: peptidyl-prolyl cis-trans isomerase activity. Gene Ontology annotation, cellular component: intracellular membrane-bounded organelle. Gene Ontology annotation, biological process: protein peptidyl-prolyl isomerization; protein folding.